This is a messenger RNA of Onychostoma macrolepis, 3400 nucleotides long. RefSeq names its product interleukin 17 receptor E-like (gene il17rel). NCBI's taxonomy places the organism in Eukaryota, Metazoa, Chordata, Actinopteri, Cypriniformes, Cyprinidae. The transcript is spliced from 18 exons. Bases 809 to 2335 code for a protein of 508 amino acids. Gene Ontology annotation, molecular function: interleukin-17 receptor activity. The record is from RefSeq and is a predicted model, not a curated record.
AUGAUCGACUACAAAUAAUUUGAGUAUAAUGAACAUCUCCUUGCACUGGCAUAUAACAUAUACCGGUAUAUAAUUUAACUAUUAUUAUUAUGAUUAUUAUUAAAGUGUUUCUCACCUGUAUACACGGUUGGUUUUUGUUUGCAAUUCUUGAAACUUGAAAUUCUCCCGUGACAAUGAUCCAUGUUUUGUACUUUUUGGAAAUAUGCAACGUUUGGCAUAAGAACGUGAGAAAAACACGUGAGAAAAAUAAUAAUGAUGAUGUUGUAACUGUGGUAUUUUUGUAGGAACUCCACGUUUAAAUUCCCGCUUGUAGCCGUAAGGCGUGUCUGCUGUUGUUAUUUGUCUCCAUCUAUCGGCAAAUAUAGUUUCUACAGAACUGUACAAUUAUGCAGUUUCUUUAAACUUUAUUACAAGCGUGUGUAUAAAACUUGAAUCGAGCGUUAUGAACUAGUAAAUGCCACAGAGAGCGCUGUUAGGGGCAUUUAGGGGGUUUGGGGCGUUGAGUGCUCUUAUAGAUGAUUCUCCUGAAUUGCCAUUAUGAGUAUAGGUGAGAGAGAGAGAGAGAGAGGUGAUAGAUUGACACAUGGAUGGGCUUUGGAAGCUGCUGUGUGUUUUUUUUUUUCCUUCUUCUUUUUUUUCUUUCUUUUCUCUUUAUCUUUUAGUGGGCGGGAGCAAUUUCACUCUAGGCCUAUAUGUCAAUGCCCGUUUGAUAUUCAAAGUGUUGCAUAGCCUACUCUGACAGUAAGUCAUUCACAGCAACAAAGCAAGUUUGUACAGGGACGUCAGCGCGUGUCAGAACUGUCCGAACAUGAAAAAUCUUCCGCUUCUUCUUCUGCUCCUCAUCCUCCAGAACCACAAGAUCCAUAUGGACAGGAUUGAGAGGAACCAGGAUUGUGCUUGGAGUUGUUCUGAGGGUCUACAGUGUAAACCCAGAGCUUACUCUCCACUGUCAGCAUUUAACUGCAGGAAUCAGCCUGUUAGCAGCACCGUGGUCAAUAAUGUGAUGUUGUCUACUGUGUUGGCAUGUGAAGGGAGGAAAUGUUCACUCCAGCUUAAAAUCGGAACAUCAGUGAAUGCUACUGGUGAUAUUCGUGGAGUUUCAGUAUGUGCCGAUUCUGCAGGGAUGAUAGGACAUUGCCAGAUUUACACCUUUGGCCAUGUUGGCAAAGGAAAAGCCACAGGAAAACAGGUUGAUGUGAAGUUUAAAUGUGUUCCUGUUAGACCUGGACAGCUUGUGUUUGUGACUCUCAAAACCAUUCCCAACUACUGUAAGGCCACGUGGACACAAAGACACCUUGUUCCUGAAUGCAGUCAUGAAGGUAUCAGAGAUGAAAUCGCAGAGUGCAUCACUGGGAAGCUGGCAUACACUGUGGAUAAAGCCAGGAAUGCGUUAACAGUGAAAGUGACUGAUGCUCCAGAGGACACAGACUACAACCUCAGGCUCUGCCAUAAACGUAAUGUCAUCUGUGCUGGGGAAGGGGCUCAUAGAAAGAUAAAACCACAACAUCUACAGAGUAACAUAACGCUUCAUUAUUCCAAACCAUUACCCUGUUUGUGCAUUGAGGGUUGGCCUGCUAGAGUAGAUGCAAGGAGAAUUCAAGUGUGUCCGUUCAAAAACAAUUUAGAAGAACUGUGGUCUGGGAUAACCUAUGACUUCAAUAAGGAAGAGUUGAUAUGGGAGCCGCAGUGUCCAGUCAAAGUGUCAGUUUCUCUGUGCCAUGCUGAUGGAGGGAAAAGCUGUCAAGACAUUGGAAAUGUUUUCCACUCAGAGGGACAAAAAGUGAUAUUCUCUUCCGUGGAUCCACACCCAACACUUUGCACGAAGUUUACCACUGAAGUGGGGACAUGGAUAAAGUGUCCUUUUGCCAAAGGAAAUUUCUCAGUCUGGACAGCAAAAAUGACAUCAAAAGAUGGUCAGCAGUGGGCAGAGAUUUCAACAUGGGUCAAAGCCAGCUUCUCUGUUUCUGUCUGUGAGAUGAAUCCCUCCUCUCAGUGUAAACGAAUCGAGGGAAACAAGUUCCAAAACCUUUCUGUGGACAAAAUGAAGCACACAGUUUUCAACUUGUCUAAAAGUGCGUGCGAAGUGUGCGUCUGCAUCCAGGUCCAGAGGGUAGAUGUGCGCUUUUCAGUCCCUGUACUUCAGUGCGACUUGCAGUGUUCAAAUUGGUGCCAUGACCCAGAGAGAAGUCAGGACAUUGAGAAGAUUUUAUUGCCUGCUUUAAUUUUUCUGACCGUGAUCCUGGCAGCUGUCUUGUUUGGUAGAAUGACAAUAAAAGAUGUGGACAAGAAGAGAACGCCAUGGACGAAACUCACAUGUCUGAGGAUGAAUCAGUGACACAUGCCUUCUCAGCAAGAGGAUGUAGAUUGUAGGACAGUUCUCAAUAAAGCAUGCAUGUCCAAACUUUUUUUUUUUUUUACUGUAAGACUGAAGCUUAACAUAAUACUUGUUUAUGUCUUGUCUGAUGCACACAUGAAAGUUGUAACACAUUAUAUACAUUGUUUUUUCUCAUGCAUAAUGCAACAGCUGCUUUUAUGAAUUUAUAACACGCGUAUUAACAUGCCCACAGAAUCUGAAGCAUUUGUAUAUACAACUUUUGUAUGUAAGUCAAUAUAAGACUGAAUUUAUGUGACACAUUAAUAGUUUCCUGCUUUGCCUAAUCAAAUGUGUUUUUGUCACCUAUGAGUUACUUAUUUUGUACAGCAGAGGGCAGUGUGUAUAACAAACGAAUGUCUGUGUCAGCAGUGAUGUGAACGAGUUUUUGCAUCUCAUGUUGAUAUUUCUCUCACGUCAGGCUUGAAACUAGGUCACAAAUGGGUGGUCAGUUUACAGACACUUGUGUAACCCCAUUGUGUUGGUUCACUGCCAUAGAAACUUUUGCAGCUGCACAUGUUCCUGUGUCGCCUGUGCCUGUCGUCAUGAUAUUCGAUGACACACUUUUCUCUGAUCCUGAGGAUGCAGAGAUACUGUAUGACAUUCCUGGAUGGUGCGGCUCUGUGCCGAUGGGAGGGGCCGGGCAGAAUCGGCUCUGGGGUUUGCUGAUGAAAACAUUCCUGAAGGAUAGAGUAAAGCCCAAACAAUAGAGCUCAAUCAUAGAUAUAGGACAAAUACAGUUUUGGGGAGAUGCCACCAUUGUCCAUCUUAGUCUGUGAUUUUUAUUGUGUUUUAAUCAACUGAAUAAACUUUUUUUUGGGAUCAUACUUAGAGUUCGCAGGGUUCACUUGAAAAUAAAGGGGGUUUUCGCAUGUGAUGCCACAGAAGAACCAUUUUUGGCUCCUCAAAUAACCUUUUAAUGAACAGUUCUUAAAAUCGGUUUGUGAAGAACAUUUUAAUAAUCUAAAGAACCUUUUGUGGAAUGGAAAGUUUCCAUGGAUGUUAAAGGUUCUUCAUGGAACCGUUGAU